This is a messenger RNA of Talaromyces marneffei, 1731 nucleotides long. RefSeq lists its product as uncharacterized. The record is from RefSeq and is a predicted model, not a curated record. Gene Ontology annotation, biological process: regulation of transcription by RNA polymerase II. The coding region runs from base 1 to 1731 and encodes 576 amino acids. Gene Ontology annotation, cellular component: piccolo histone acetyltransferase complex. The transcript is spliced from 4 exons. Lineage: Eukaryota; Fungi; Ascomycota; Eurotiomycetes; Eurotiales; Trichocomaceae.
AUGGGGAGGACGCGCCCGAAGAAACUCACUUCGAAGGCGUCCAUCCCCAUAGUCAGGGAGGAUCAAAUAGAUGCCAUCGAUGAGGAUGUCCAGUCCGCACUCCAACAGGUCGAGACUGGCGUUGAAAAGGCCGAAGAAUCGGAAUUCCAUCUUCAGGCUGCUAUCAAUGCCGUGGCCCUCGGUAAAAUCAGCGAGGCCAAUAUCCCCACGCCCGAAACCGUCCUGAGUAAUAUCAGAUAUGAUGAGCUCUAUCCUCCAACAUUCUCGCAGCCAGCGACGUACAUCCGGUUCUCUUCCACGGUGGAGGAUUGCUGCGGAUGUAUGUAUAACCUGGAUGAGGAAGAUGAUGUCUACCUCAAGAUCAUGAACGAGAAGAGAGAUCCAUCCACCCCGGCGUGCACAGAAGACCAAUUCGAAGAAGUGAUGUAUUUCUUUGAAGAGACCGCGCACACAAAACAACCUUUCGCAUCCGUAGACAGUCCUCCUGUGCUUUCAUACGCCGAGAUUGAGGACUCCUUCGAUGCCGCUGUAGACGAGCAUAUAAAGAGAUUUGCCAAGGACAUAUACGAACACUGGAAGAAGAGGAGAAUAAGCGUUGGAAAUCAUCCCCUGCAAAUAUCUCUCAAGUUCGAAACGGGCCAAGAAACCGAUGAUGGCGAUCCAUAUGUAUGUUUCCGUAGACGCGAAGUGCGACAGAUCCGCAAGACUCGUGGUAGGGAUGCGCAAAGUGCCGAGAAAUUGCGCAGGCUUCGCAAAGAAUUGGAGGAUGCGCGACAAUUGGUUGCUUUCGUGCGACAGCGUGAACUUGCAAGAAAAGAGAUGUUCAUCAUCGAAAAGCAAGUCUUCCAACAACGCGCGGAAGUAAAGGACAUGAAACGGAAACUCGGCAUCAAGGACGAUGAUGAGGAUCUCAUCAACCAGAAGCCCAAGAAGAAGCCCGUCGAUGUACCAGCGAUACAGCGUCCUGUACCGCCACCACAGCUUCGCAUAUCUCAGCGGCCUGGUGCUCAAACUGCCGAAGACUUGCAACUGUUGGAGGAAGUGCAAGCCGAGAAGGAGAACGAAAUCAUUCGCGAUAUCAAACUCAAUCUGCAAAAGCAUCUGAAAUGGAACGAAGGAUACGUCGAUCAUACAACAGCUCCACUGACGCCGUCUCCUAAGAGAACCUUUGAAGCUGCUUUCCGUCCUGCCAUCACAACUCAAUUGCCCACCCCUCCAUCUUCAGACGCAUCGGAUGCAAACGAUGCCGUUGCGCUAGACAAUCUGCACCCAUAUUUCCGUGAUCGUACCGCAACCUUUGAUAUGGAUGAUGAUACCACAAAGAUACCUUCUUUCAGAAGACGUGUAGGCCGAGGUGGUAGAGUGAUGAUAGAUCGUCGCAAUAUGGCCGCGAGACAUAGAGCAGACAUUGACCCUAUCAUACUUGACCGGUUCAAAUAUGAUGACGACGAGGAUGAGGAUGACGACAUAGUGUUUGAGCGAGACAAGUAUGAUAUUCAAGUCAUGCAGCAUCGUGCGAUCAUGGCCGCCAAAGCUCGAGAAGUCGCGCAGAUGCAGGCGCAAGCCCAGGCUCACGCGCAGGCUCAGGCUCAAGCGGCAGCACAAGCAGCGGCACAAGCUCAGGCCCAGACCCAAACCGCGCGCCAAAUGGCUGGAGAGCGCAAUGCACCACCAGGGGCGACAAUGGGCUCCAACCCUGGUCUGGGAGCAGUCACGAAUGUCUCGACCUAA